Molecule: messenger RNA, 2998 nt
Organism: Daphnia pulex (common water flea)
Lineage: Eukaryota; Metazoa; Arthropoda; Branchiopoda; Diplostraca; Daphniidae
Exons: 4
Coding region: 303-2102 (599 amino acids)
Molecular function (GO): GTP binding
Source: RefSeq, a predicted model, not a curated record
AGUGGGGGGUCGCGGCUGCUGCGUUCCGGCUGUGUAGCACAGUCAGACAGUGAUCGAGUUCGAAACGAUACAGACGUUUAUUAUUAUUAUAGACUGUACUGAGCUUUGUCGAAAAAGAGUUGUAUUACUUGACUCAUUUACUGGUUCAAAUUUUCAAUUCUACAGUGCUCGUUUGUAAUAUUGUGAUUGGAAUAAUUGAAUUAUUAUUGCAAUUGGUGUGAAAUCAGUCAAAUAAAAGAGAAUUUAGAAGCCAAUUGAUCUUCUAUCACUUUCUUAUUGAGGUUAAGUUAGCAUAUAGAGAAAUGGCAAGCCAAACAACAAGACUUGCCGUUUCCAUAGCAAACGAGUGCACUGAAAUCACAUAUGAGAACCAGAUGAAAAUGUGCAAAUUACCUUUAGAAAAUAACUUUGACUUUUCGGAGGCGUCCGCCAACACUGUCAGGCGAUAUUCUUAUGGCCCAUCUAACCCACCGGGGAGUGACAGGAGCAAAACGGUUUUACUGAUGGGAGGAACCGGAUCGGGAAAGACGACGUGGAUCAACGCCAUGAUCAACUAUGAGCUGGGAGUCGAAUGGGCCGAUCCUUUCCGCUUUAGACUCGUCGACGAGGUUCUCCAAGGAGGGUCACAAGCUCACAGUCAAACCCAAGAUGUUACUGUCUACCACCUUCACUACCGAGAUGGAUUUCAAAUUCCCUUUUCGCUGACUAUCGUAGACACGCCGGGAUUCGGAGACACUGAAGGAAUUGAGCGAGACCACAAAAUCACAGAGGCCGUUGCGAAACUCUUCAGAGAUGAAAAUGGCAUCCAGGAAUUGGAUGCAGUGGGCUUCGUCGUCAAAUCGUCUGAUGCCCGUCUAACUCCUUCACAAAGUCACAUUUUCGAAUCGGUCAUAGGUAUUUUCGGCCGUGACGUUAAAGAAAACGUCCGUUUCCUAGCCACUUUCGCCGACGGAAAGCGACCGCCGCUUGUCUUAGGAGCGAUCAAAGAGGCCAAACUUGCCUGUCAGACGGAUUCCAGCGGAUUGCCGUGCUAUCAAAAGUUCAACAACGGCGCCAUUUACGUCAGCAAUCAAGAUGAAGAGGACGAGUAUUCACCCAUCGAUUGGAGAAACGGAAUGAAGAAUUUCAAGGAGUUUUUCGACGAGUUAUCAAACAUGCCAACCAAAUCGCUGCAUUUGACCAGAGAACUCUGGGAAACGGCCAACAACAGUGCACGUAUGAUUUACCAAGGUGCCACGGCAUCUGCCAGUGCCAUAAGUCACAUGAGAGCUACACUGGGAAUAAUCGACAAGAUUUGUCGAAAUCUACUAGAACUGAAAGGAGACGUCAAGGAAUUUCAAAUGAAAUGCAAUUUCGCCAAAACAGUGGGAACAACGUCCAAUGUAGCCGGUGCCGCAUUGGGUGUAGGUGGAGUUGUUAUGGCUCCCUUCACUGGUGGAGCUUCUUUAGUGUUGACUGUUUCUUCGCUGAGUGCCACUGUGGCCGGAGUGGGCAUCAAUUUGACCACGGAUUCCAUAAACCGAAAAAAGACCGAAAAAUAUCUCGAGACCAUCAACGAUCUUCUUUCCGAUUUAAAUCAGCGCUGCGAGGAACUAGACGCUAUUCUGGACAAUUAUAGGACAGCCGUCAGUGGGUUGGAGCAGAGCCAUGGAUUGAAUGAAGGCAUGUCGGCUUACAUCAUCAAAAAAUUUGCCCUAGACUACAAGCGAAUUUUGAGUGUCACUGGAAGUGUGGCCGCCUUCAAAGCAGCGAUCGACCUGAGCCGAACAAUCGAAAUCGCCACUUCCAUCGGCACGUUAACUACAACAGCCACAGGAGGCGUGUCAUAUGUCAUCACGCGUUCGAUGGGCGAGCUCACCGCAGUCGAACUAGCAGCCAUCAACAAUUUGGGAAAGGUCGUCUUGGGUAGGACGACCGCCAUCUUCAGAGUUUUUACGAAUACUAUGAUUGUAGUUAACAUUGGUGUCGUCGUGUUUGAUAUCUAUUCACUGGUAAAGGACUGGAAGCGCCAUCAUCCGGCAGUCGAGGCCAUCGACGACGCCAUUGAAAAAUUAAACACAGCCAAAACUGAGAUCGAAAAUAACCUGUCUAUCAUGGAAUGAUUACACUUGUCAAUCUCUCGAAUUUUCCUCUAUGAUAAAUCACAAUUUAAAAAAACGUAUUUCAAUUCUGCAAGAUGCUGAUAAGUGAAAAAAUACUCACCAUAAAAAACUACUCCCCACUUCAUUAACUCGCAUUAACUCUAUUUAGGCAUUUCAACGCUAAACAUUGAUUCGUUUUUCGGACAUUACGAUUCGUUUUAGUGAUUCAGAACCCACAUGUCCUGUUGCGCCCACAAACCAAGAGUAGACGAAAUUCGAAAGAAAACCGCAAAUCAUUCUGAAACAGCAAACUAAGACCAUCAAGGAAUUGCUCCCCCACUGCCUGGAUCAACAAACUGAAAGAGUCCUUUUGAGGUUGCAAAGGAAAUGCGGAAAAUUCUAAGUGCUCGCUGUGCAGGACCUAGAGAUGGGCAACGCUCUCCAACGGGCAAACUCUGGCCGAAAAAACGAAUAUAGCAAAUAAAAGCAAAAAACUAUAGUCUGUAAGAAUCGUAAGAAUAAUAAUAAAAAAAACUUUCGUUAAAGUCCCGCUUCGACGCACCUUUCAAUAUUUUCAAAUCUUCUUUUCAACUUCAUAAAUUGCCACCCUUGUUUGUUUUGUUGCAGUAGCGUGUUAGAUAUAAUAAAUUGCAAUAAUUCAGAAUUUCAAAUUUUUUGUUAUGAUGACAAGUCACAUUGAUACGUAAAAACAAAUCUGACAAGAUUCAAAUUUAUUUCCAAGUCUAAUAUAACCAUAGUAGGAAAUGAACAAAAUUUAGACUUUUUCCCCUCUUCCGUAACGUCCGUAACCAGAUAUUCUUAAUGUAAUAAAAACCCCUUUGCCUAAGGUUGGGAACAACUGCUGGUAAAAAGAUGAAUGCUUGCUCUAAAUUUGGAAUACACACUACGUCAUAUUC